This is a messenger RNA of Anthostomella pinea, 873 nucleotides long. Lineage: Eukaryota; Fungi; Ascomycota; Sordariomycetes; Xylariales; Xylariaceae. The record is from the annotation of a GenBank genome assembly.
AUGUCUCCUCCCGCCCAGUCUGAGGACUUCGCCUUCUCAUUCGACAUCGAUGGUGUCAUCUACAAAUCCGGGCAACUCUGCCAAGGAGCCAAAGAAGCCAUGACCUGGCUAUCGGACAACAACGUCCCGUUCAUAUUCCUGACCAACGGAGGCGGAAAAACCGAAGAUGUCAGAGCUGCUGACAUGGCCGAACGAUUGGGAAUACCCCUCUCUCCCUCCCAAUUCAUCCAAGCACAUACCCCGUUUAAGAACCAAGUGCCAAGCUUGGCCGACAAGAAAGCUCUUGUGCUUGGAGGUGUUGGCGACGAAUGCAGGUUUGUGGCCGAACACUACGGUUUCAAGGUGAUAACCUCUGCUGACAUUGUGACAGCGUAUCCCUCGAUCUUCCCAUUCAACGAGAUGUAUGGCUCCUACUUUGCCAAGACUGCUAGACCGCUAGCAGUUCGCGAUGGAGAAAACUCGCCGUCGCUAGAGAUCGCGGCAAUUUUCAUCUUCUCAUCUCCAAGAGAUUGGGGCCUGGAUCUGCAGAUCAUCACCAACUUGCUCCUCUCUGAAAGAGGAAGAUUCGGCACGUUGUCCCCACUCAACGGAAACCCUGACCUGCCAAACAAGGGGUAUCUCCAAGAUGGCCAACCUCGGAUCUUCUUCGCUAACCCGGACCAUACUUACGCAACUAAGCAUCCCUUUCCACGAGUCUGUCAAGGGAGCUUCAAACUAGCCCUGCAAGGAAUAUGGUCGGGCCUGACCGGAACCCAGCUGAUCAACAGCACACACUACAGCCAAUUGGCAAGCCGACCCAACUCCAAUUUGAACAUGGUGAGCAAGCUCUUCUUGAAGUUUCCGGAAAAGAGCUCAGGCAGGUCUACAUGGUAG